Penicillium samsonianum is the source of this 665-nucleotide messenger RNA. It is a transcript of the gene tim9, whose product is annotated as protein transporter TIM9. Bases 54 to 326 code for a protein of 90 amino acids. The record is from RefSeq and is a predicted model, not a curated record. The transcript has 3 exons. Lineage: Eukaryota; Fungi; Ascomycota; Eurotiomycetes; Eurotiales; Aspergillaceae.
CUUGUGGAAAGCAACUUACCAUCAAAACAUCUUGAUUUCAAUCAUCUAUCACAAUGGAAGGACUUAACGCAUCGGAACAGCGCGAAUUCGCUUCCCGCAUGGAGCGGAAGCAGAUGAAGGAGUUUAUGACUAUGUACUCCAAGAUGGUCCAGCGCUGCUUCGAUGACUGUGUCAAUGACUUCACCACCAAGUCCCUCAUCAACCGCGAGGAGACUUGCAUCAUGCGCUGUGUUGACAAGAACCUCAAGAGCUCCGCCCGGUUGAACGAGCGCUUCCAGGAGCAGAACGCCGCAAUGAUGCAGAGUGGCUCUAUGGGAGGCAACUAAGGGUCUAUUUUGAUAAUAAGAAACAUAUUCUCGAUGACUAUUUUCCGUUUUGGCAACAUGCAUUCGAUGAAUUGGGUGAUUGGCGAGGCGGCUCGACCGACCCGGUUGUCUCCGACAGUGACUUUAUCUGGAGGCUGAGAGGGAUGACAUCGUGGUUCGAUGACCUAUUGGCGAGGAAGCAGACAGGAUCGGCUCCUUUCCGUGUACCAUAGUGACUAGCACGGGAGAUAUCUACCUCUCCUCUCCCGGGGCUCAAAAUACAAAAGACUUGACCAAAUCAACGAAAUGAGGUGUGACCGUGUAUGUUGAACGGGUUCGCAAAAUAGAGCUUAGCUUGGG